CAGGAGGAGGCGGGCAGGCGGCGCCAUCUGUAAACAAAACAACAACCAGAUGAUUUUGUAAAUACGAUCCCCCCAAAAAAAUUUCCGCCCCCCCUUUUUAAAAAAAAAUACACCGUCCUUGCCUUACAAUUUCAGGAACUAUAGCAUGGGACAUCAUGGAGCCCCUAGGCAUUAACAUGAAGAUAGUUGAUGUGUGGUCACUGCCUGUUUGGGCAGUAUCAGAACCUAGUUCCACUCCUAUUCUACCUCCUCAACCAACGCCCAACCAUGCAACACCACCCUUCAGAGUCAAUAAGAUAUUUAACAGUAAACUGUGCCUCUGGGCUGGAGACAUUACACAACUAAAUGCUGAUGCUAUAGUUCAUAGUACAAAUGAAUCUCUGUGUGAACCAAAUGGCUACAGUGAGAGGCUUAUUUUCAAAGCAGGGCCAGAAAUGAAGCAUGAGCUUUAUAACAACAUCAAGAGUUGCAAAACUGGAGAGAUUGUUUUAACAGAUGGCUACAAAUUGGCAGCGCGUUAUGUCGUACACACAGUUGGUCCCCGCUAUAAUAUCAAGUACCAUACUGCUGCUGAAAGCUCAUUGCAUUAUUGCUACAGGCGAACUUUGGAGUGUGCUGUGGACAAGAAAGUGAAGACCCUUGCGUUUUGUGUCAUAAAUUCGGUGAAGCGAGGCUAUCCUCCAGAUCAAGGUGCACACAUUGCAUUACGAACAGUUAGACGAUUCUUGGAACUCCAUAGUGCAACACUAGAGAGAAUAGUAUUUGUUGUAAAUGGUAUUGAUGUUAGUAUAUAUGAGAUCUUGUUUCCACUCUACUUUCCUAGAACACCCGAAGAAGAGAACUGCAGUUGUUAUCUAUUACCUAUUGAUUUAGGGGACAAGUUUGGUGAACCCAGUAUUCCUGAGAGGCAGAUUCGUAUCAUUGAUAAUCCUCAGCACAGAUACGAAGAUGUGGAGGACUCUGCUGACCUGGCUACACAAUUUCAGUCAUCUUUGAGCAUUGGGGAUCACGCCUUCUCCCAGAUGGAGGAUGAUAUCGACAAGCAGCGGCUACUGGGCGGCCAACCGGCCUAUGCCGUGGCCGAUCCAGAGACUGCCUCCAUGACAUCAGAUCUGCAGCACAAGCAAAAGUACGAGAGACUGUUACGUAGGGCCAAGACCGAGGACCUGAGUGAAGUGUCUGGCAUUGGGUGCCUAUACCAGUGCGGCGUAGACAAAUUCGGUCGCCCUGUGAUCAUCUUCAUUGGGAAGUGGUUUAAAUUUGCUGAAAUCAACCUUGACAAGGCUCUGUUGUACCUCAUUUAUCUCUUGGACCCACUUGUUAAAGGUGACUAUGUGAUCCUCUACUUCCACACCAUAACAACUACAGAGAAUCACCCAUCACUUGCUUGGAUAAGGCAGGUCUAUGAGGUGCUGGAAUACAAAUAUAAGAAGAACCUGAAGGCUUUCUACAUUGUUCACCCAACACUGUGGACAAAGAUCAUGACAUGGUGGUUCACUACAUUUAUGGCUCCACAGAUUAAGGCCAAGGUCCAUUCCGUGCCUGGCGUGGAAUACUUGUACGAUAUCAUUGAUCCUGAUCAGCUGGAAAUCCCAGCUUACAUAACUGAGCAUGACAUGACAAUUAAUGGACUGCGGUAUUACAAGCCAGGGUCGGCUUCAUCUUGAAGUGGUUGUUACGAGACGCUGGGGCAAAAGCGGAUGCUACUGAUGCCUCCUGGGGGAAUAUUGGCUUUAAGAUGGUAUCAUCACUUAUUAUGCAUUUUAGUAGCGAAGUUGUAGUUUUAUAUAAUAACGUAUUUAAUAGUUGUUGAUGAUAACGAUAGUGUGUAUUAGAUCUGAUGAACUGAAUUGUAGCUACACACUGCAGGGAUUGUUGCCAUAUGUAAAAAGAAGCUUUUAUUAAGGAAUUGUAAUUACAGAAACAUAUCUUCUUCAUGGUGUAGACGGUUAUCUUCUUCCUUUUCAUUUGUGGCCUUAUUUUGAACAGAUGGAAUGCAUCUUAUCUUUCAAAAGCAAAAAGAAAAAAAAGAAAACCUUCAAUGCCUCUAUUAUUUAUCAAAAAGAUAA
This is a messenger RNA of Macrobrachium nipponense, 2069 nucleotides long. RefSeq names its product protein GDAP2 homolog (gene Gdap2). The transcript is spliced from 13 exons. The record is from RefSeq and is a predicted model, not a curated record. Lineage: Eukaryota; Metazoa; Arthropoda; Malacostraca; Decapoda; Palaemonidae. The coding region runs from base 156 to 1667 and encodes 503 amino acids.